Messenger RNA from Closterium sp. Naga37s-1, 2709 nucleotides. NCBI's taxonomy places the organism in Eukaryota, Viridiplantae, Streptophyta, Zygnematophyceae, Desmidiales, Closteriaceae. The record is from the annotation of a GenBank genome assembly.
AUGGCUCCUAACGUCCCUGCUGCAAGCAGUUUCCCUUCAGGCGCCGUUUCCGUCGCCAAUACUGCUCUUCCCAUGCCCCCCGCCAAGGCCCCGGCCACGCCGUCUGUUGUAGGGAUGCGUGCGCCACACGCAAGCCCGCUCAAGCUGGCCCCCGGCCCUGCUGACGUGGCGGGCAACCCACGCAAGUGGUCCCCACCACCGCCGCAGGACGGCAUCCCAUUGGACGAGCGACCCGAGUGGCUGCGCGACGAGGCGUUGCCGUUUCUGGAGCUGUUUGAGCGCAACGCGAGGAAGUUUCCUAACAAGGCGGCGGUGACGUGGGUGGAGGAGAAGGGCGAGAUGAAGCAGUGGUACACCUAUGAGGAGCUGGACGCACUGUCACGUGCAGUGAGUGCAUCGCUGGUGGGCGAGUGGGGGGCAGCGCGGGGCGACCGAGUGGUGCUGCUGUACCCGCCGGGGCUCGACUUCCUCAUUGCCUUCAUUGCCUGCCUGCGCUCUGGAGUGGUAGCGGUGCCAGUGUACCCGCCCAACCCGCGUGAGCUGAAGAAGGACGUGGAGAAGCUCACUCGCCUCGUCAAUGACUGUGGGGCACGCAUCGUGCUCUCCACGUCCGAGUAUCGCUCCAAGAUCCGCCUGUCGCUGCUGAAUCUCGUGCGGUGGCCGGGAGAGCACUGGUACAACACCAACGGCAUCAAGCCACUCCCUCGCAGCGCGACCGAGAACGGCAGCAGCAACAACGAGAAUGGAACUGGCGGGACCAGCAACAGCAGCAGCAGUGAUGAGAUAGCGUUUCUGCAGUACACGUCAGGGUCCACUGCGGAUUCCAAGGGCGUCAUGAUCACGCACACCAACAUCGCCCACAACGUCAUGUUCAUCCGCCGAACCCUGCGGAUGCAUUCCGGUAUCCGCUUCUUUAGCUGGCUGCCUCAGUACCACGACCUGGGGCUGAUAGUGGCGUAUCUGAGCACGCUCACAGCGGGCGGCAGUGGGGUGUACAUGUCUCCUAUCGACUUCAUCCAUCGCCCUGCAUCCUGGCUGCAGUGGAUGAGCCGCCUCAAGAUCACCCACACAGCAGCGCCCAACUUUGCUCUCAACCUCACCACUCGCAAGUUCGCUCCCUCCAGAGAUGCUGCUCUGCCUGCCCGCUUCCUCUCCGCCUCUCUCCCACCCUCCUCCUUCCCCACCCCUCACAACCCCUCUUCCUCCUCCCCCACCGCUCUCAACCCAUCUGCUGCGCUUCCCACCGCUCUGGACCUCUCGUCGCUGGAGUGUUUUCUGAACGCGGCUGAGCCGGUGCGACCGGAGGCGAUAGAGAGGUGGAAUGUGGUGCUGGGGCGGUAUGGGUGGGACCCAUGUGGCAUGUGCCCGUGCUAUGGGCUGGCAGAGCAUGUGGUCGGCGUGUCAGGAUGGGGCAGCAAGCUGCUGCAUCUCCCGGACAUUACUCUGCAUAGCAGCGGUCACCUCGCCACGUACCCUGUGGACGGCCGGGUGGUCAUCGUCAAUCCCGAGACGCGUGAGCAGUGUGCAGAGGGCGAGGAGGGUGAGAUCUGGGCGCGCAGCUGCCACGUGGCGCGUGGCUACUGGGGCAAGCCGGAACUGUCAGAGGAGACAUUCCGUGCCCGCAUGAGGGAGGGAGGCCCAGGCUCCGACGGCGGCGCAUACCUGCGCACGGGGGACCUGGGGCUGGUGGUGGCGCAGCAGCUGUUCAUCACAGGGCGCAUCAAGGACCUCAUCAUCGUGGGCGGGAAGAACUACUACCCGCAGGACAUCGAGCUGACCGUAGAGUCCGUUUCGGACAGCAUUCGCCCCGGCUGCUGCGCCGCCUUCAGCGUGAACAAGACGAGCCACGGGGCGGCAGCGGGCAGCAAGGAAGGAACAACAGAGAAAGGAGAGACUGGGGAGAAGGGAGAGGAGGAGGAGGUGUUGGCAGUGGUGGUGGAGGUGAAAGCAGUUGCACAGGAAGGGUGGUGGCGCGGAGGGGGAGUAGGAGGUGGUGGGGAGGGUGGGUUGACGAAGCAGCAGAUGAAUGAGCUAGCGGGGGAGAUUCGCAGUGCCGUGGUGCGGGCGCAUGGCGUCAUGCCUGCCAUCGUGGCUAUAAUUCCCCCUCGCACGAUCCCCAAGACCACGAGUGGAAAGAUACGGCGCAAGGAGACGAGCCACCGACUCACCUCAGGCGCACUCAGCGUGCUCAACAGUAACUCGCAUGUGGAAGGAGGCGCUGGAGAGACCAUUGAGAGUCUGCACUCGAUGCCUGAGCCGUCUGGGGCGAAGGGAGGAGAGGAGGACGUGGUGAUUGUGGAGGAGGAAAGCUCUGCUGAGGUGCCUCGAGAAAGAGGAAAGGGAAAGUGGGGAAAGGGGGGAGGCAGCCAGCAAGAAGAUGGUAGAGGAGGAGGGACAGGUGGAAGGAGAAGGGAUGCAGGAGCAGGGGUGCGGUCUGAGGGAACGGAUGGAGCAGAGGAGGAAGCAAAUGUAGUGGCACCACUGCCAGUGGCGUCAGAAGCAGCAGCAGCAGCAGAGGGCGACGUGGCAGGGGCAAAGGAUGGACAGGGCAAAGAUGCAGAAGGGGAUGGGGCUGCGGAAGAAGAGGAGGACAUGGGUGCUGCCAAGUGGGAUGGCAUGGGUGUGGAAGCAGCUGUGAAGGCUAUCAUGGGUAUCCAUGACCUGGAGAUUGCCGGGGAGCCACUGCUGAUCGACAUAGGGCUCACGUGA